This is a messenger RNA of Gasterosteus aculeatus aculeatus (three-spined stickleback), 2481 nucleotides long. RefSeq names its product protein arginine methyltransferase 5 (gene prmt5). NCBI's taxonomy places the organism in Eukaryota, Metazoa, Chordata, Actinopteri, Perciformes, Gasterosteidae. The record is from RefSeq and is a predicted model, not a curated record. Gene Ontology annotation, cellular component: nucleus; cytosol. Gene Ontology annotation, biological process: peptidyl-arginine N-methylation; regulation of DNA-templated transcription.
AGACGGUCCCAAGUCAACCCAUUCAGUCGGCUAAAAUCAUGGCGUCCGGCAGCACGGGGAGCAGGGUAUCCUGCGGGAGAGAUUUGAACUGUGUGCCAGAGGUAGCCGACACUUUAGCUGCGGUCGCCAAACUUGGGUUUGACUUCCUGUGCAUGCCGCUGUUCCACUCGAGGUUCAGGAGAGAGUUUGAGUUGGAGCCCGCUAAGUCCCGAUCCGGAGCGCACACUCGGUCAGACCUGCUGCUGUGUGGAAGAGAUUGGAAUACUCUUAUUGUUGGGAAACUCUCUCAAUGGAUCGACGCAGAUUCAGAGUUCGAGACAGAGCGCCGAAACUCAGAGGCUGCUCUGGUCCAGGAGUUGAACUUCUCAGCAUACCUGGGUUUGCCGGUUUUCAUGAUCCCUCUGAAAGGCCCAAACUGUGCCAAUUUAGCCCGUCUGCUGCUUAACCACAUCCACACUGGACACCACACCUCAAAUUUCUGGUUACGUGUCCCGCUGAUGGCGUCAGAGGACAUGCGGGAAGAUCUGAUUGAGAAUGAGCCGACCACUUCGGACGAAGACACAAGUGUUGAUGAGAAGACCUGGAGCUGGUGGCACUCAUUUAGAACCCUCUGUGAUUACAACAAGAGGAUCUGUCUCGCCAUUGAGGUUGGAGCAGACAUGCCUUCAGAAGCGGUGAUUGAUAAGUGGCUCGGGGAGCCUAUCAAAGCAGCCAUACUUCCCACCAGUAUCUUCUUAACUAAUAAGAAGGGGUUUCCUGUUCUGUCCAAAGCCCAUCAGCAAAUAAUCUUCAGUCUUUUCAAGUUGGAAGCCCAGUUCGUCUUCACAGGCACCAGUCGCCACACUGAGAAGGACUUCCGGUCCUACCUGCAGUACCUGGAAUACCUCAACCAGAACCGGCCCGCACCCAAUUCCUACGAGCUUUUUGCCAAGGGCUACGAGGACUACUUGCAGUCCCCCCUGCAGCCACUCAUGGACAACCUGGAGUCUCAGACAUACGAAGUGUUUGAGAAGGAUCCUAUUAAAUAUUCCCAGUACCAACAGGCUAUAUAUAAAUGUCUACUAGACAGAGUUCCGGAGGAGCAGAAAGACACAAACGUCCAGGUGUUGAUGGUGCUGGGGGCCGGUAGGGGUCCUCUGGUCAACGCCUCCCUGCGUGCUGCCAGACAGGCCGACAGGAAGUUGAAGGUGUACGCCGUGGAGAAAAAUCCCAACGCUGUGAUCACGCUGGAGAACUGGCGCUUUGAGGAGUGGGGGGAUCAGGUGACUGUGGUGUCGUGUGACAUGCGGGACUGGGCGGCGCCCGAGAAGGCCGACAUAAUCGUCAGCGAACUGCUGGGAUCUUUCGGGGACAACGAACUUUCCCCCGAGUGCUUGGAUGGAGCGCAGCACUUCCUCAAAGAUGACGGCGUGAGCAUCCCCUGUUCCUACACGUCCUUCCUUGCUCCCCUGUCCUCCUCCAAGCUCUACAACGAAGUGCGGGGGUGCCGGGAACGUGACAAGGACCCGGAGUGCCACUUCGAGACGCCCUACGUGGUGCGCCUCCAUAACUUCCACCAGUUGGCCGAUCCCAAAGCGUGCUUCACCUUCAAACACCCCACAACAGAUAUGAACAAUAACCGGUAUCAGUGCCUCACCUUCUCAGUGGGAUGUAACUGCGUGCUGCACGGCUUCGCUGGCUACUUUGAGACCACGUUGUACAAAGACGUCACACUCAGUAUAAAACCAGAAACUCAUUCACCUGGAAUGUUCUCUUGGUUUCCCAUCCUCUUCCCCCUCAAACAACCCAUCUCCAUAUCCCACGAUGAGGAUGUCACAGUGCGCUUCUGGCGCUGCAACAACGGGAAGAAGGUGUGGUAUGAAUGGGCCGUGACCGAGCCCUCCUGCUCCGCCAUCCACAAUCCUGCUGGACGGUCCUACACCAUUGGCUUGUAAUCACGACACACACGUUCCUGUAAAAAUUGAUGGCCGUGUAAGUUGAGGUUCCCACCUCUUUUCUUUGUUUUGUUUUUUUAAGUUGAAUAUCUGGUGUUGUGUAACAAAAGUGCAGUGCUGCGUUUUAAAGUUACCAUUGUUGGGCACUUUUGAGUCGGCAAAUAAAAACAGUUGUUGGAUAAACCAGAUUUUUUCCGUGUGUUUUUGAGAAAUGUGUUCAUCAGGCACAGACAUCACCUGUACACAAAGUGUAUUAACUGCUGUGAGAUCUGGUCAAACACCAACUCACCUGUUUGUUAGUCUUUCUUUGUCCCCUGGCCUAUUCUGACCUUAGCCGACAUGCACACCUAAUCCAACAGAACCUUUUGCCUUAUCAAACACGCAUUCCAUAUCGAUACUUGGACUGUACUAAUGAAAUGCCAAUCGCCAUGACACAGGGUCCGAGGAAAGUCCUGCCAUUCAGGUCACAGGGCGUUCUGUUUGGGGCCGUCUCUUAGUACCGUUUUGUUUGUCUUUGAACCAUGUCAAUAAAAAGUCCGUAACGUUC